Messenger RNA from Oncorhynchus gorbuscha (pink salmon), 723 nucleotides. RefSeq names its product keratin-associated protein 5-4-like. Bases 1 to 723 code for a protein of 240 amino acids. NCBI's taxonomy places the organism in Eukaryota, Metazoa, Chordata, Actinopteri, Salmoniformes, Salmonidae. The transcript has 17 exons. The record is from RefSeq and is a predicted model, not a curated record.
AUGGAUCUCUGUGAAGAAACCAACGAUCACAUGUGCUGUGUCUCUAGUGCUGUGUCUCUGUUCUGUGUCUCUGUGUCUCUGGUGCUGUGUCCCUGGUGCUGUGUCUCUGUGUCUCUGGUGCUGUGUCUCUGUGCUGUGUCUCUAGUGCUGUGUCUCUGGUGCUGUGUCUCUAGUGCUGUGUCUCUGUGCUGUGUCUCUUGUGCUGUGUCUCUGUGCUGUGUCUCUAGUGCUGUGUCUCUGUGCUGUGUCUCUUGUGCUGUGUCUCUGUGCUGUGUCUCUAGUGCUGUGUCUCUAGUGCUGUGUCUCUGGUGCUGUGUCUCUAGUGCUGUGUCUCUGUGCUGUGUCUCUUGUGCUGUGUCUCUGGUGCUGUGUCUCUGUGUCUCUAGUGCUGUGUCUCUUUGCUGUGUCUCUGUGUCUCUAGUGCUGUGUCUCUUGUGCUGUGUCUCUGGUGCUGUGUCUCUGGUGCUGUGUCUCUGGUGCUGUGUCUCUGUGUCUCUAGUGCUGUGUCUCUGUGCUGUGUCUCUUUGCUGUGUCUUUAGUGCUGCGUCUCUUUGCUGUGUCUCUGGUGCUGUGUCCCUGGUGCUGUGUCCCUGUGCUGUGUCUCUAGUGCUGUGUCUCUGUGCUGUGUCUCUAGUGCUGUGUCUCUGUGUCUCUAGUGCUGUGUCUCUUGUGCUGUGUCUCUGUGCUUUCUGUGUCUCUGUGUCUCUGGUGCUGUGUCUCUAG